This is a messenger RNA of Eruca vesicaria subsp. sativa (arugula), 636 nucleotides long. The record is from the annotation of a GenBank genome assembly. NCBI's taxonomy places the organism in Eukaryota, Viridiplantae, Streptophyta, Magnoliopsida, Brassicales, Brassicaceae.
AUGGCGUUUACUGGGACAACAGACAAAUGCAAGGCGUGUGACAAGACUGUAUACGUUAUGGAUUUGAUGACACUUGAAGGAAUGCCUUACCACAAGUCAUGCUUCAGGUGCAGCCAUUGCAAUGGAACUCUUGUGAUCAGCAACUACUCAUCCAUGGAUGGAGUUCUGUAUUGCAAGACACAUUUUGAACAGCUCUUCAAAGAAUCUGGAAACUUUAGCAAGAAUUUUCAGACAGCAGGAAAGACCGAGAAAUCGAAUGACGUGACGAGGGCUCCAAGCAAGCUAUCUUCCUUCUUUAGUGGAACACAAGACAAAUGUGCAUCUUGUAAGAAAACUGUUUAUCCUCUAGAGAAGAUGACAAUGGAAGGAGAAUCUUAUCACAAGACUUGCUUUAGAUGUGCACACGGUGGUUGUCCAUUAACCCACUCUUCAUAUGCUGCUCUCAAUGGUAUCCUUUACUGUAAGGUCCAUUUCAGUCAGCUUUUCCUGGAGAAAGGUAAUUACAAUCAUGUCCUCCAAGCCGCUGCUAACAACAGACGCAUAGCUGAGGAAGACAAAACCAAACCUAAGGAAGAUGAAGCCAACCCUACAGAAGAAGAAACUUCUGAUGCAGUCCCUGAAGAACAUGAGUCCUAA